GGGCCGCGGGCGGAGCGUGGGCGUCCAGCUCCCGGGGGUGCCCUUGGGAGGGGGCGGCUGGGCCCCGGCGGUGCGGUAGUGGGGGGCUGGGGUGCCGGGGGGCUGCAGGCGGCGGGAUCCGUAGCAGGUUGCGGGGAGGAGGAGAAGCGGGCCCGGGCACGGGGUGGCGUGUAGGGUCCUGGGCGCCUCGCCCGGGUCCCGCUGCCAGAAGCGGCCUGGCCGCCGGUGACAGGCCCCCGCCUCUCCUAGGCCACCAGCUCUCGCCAUGCCGAGUCCCCGGAGCAGCCGUGAGCGACGCAGCGGCAGCAGCGGCGGCGGCGGCAGCCGUCUGGAGUUCCUGUCCCUCGUCAGCCAGCGCAGCCCCGGCGCCCCGGACAGCCCGUCGCGCCGCAAGGAGUCGAGUAGCGCCGCGGCCGCCCCGCUGCCCGAGGAGGACUGCAUGAAACUCAACCCCUCCUUCCUGGGCAUCGCCCUCAGCUCCCUCCUCGCCAUCGACCUCUGGGCCUCCAAGCGCCUGGGCGUCUGCGCUGGAGAGAAUUCGGCCUGGGGCAGCGCCCGCCCCCUGAUGAAGGUCAUCGAGGUUUCGGGGCACGGCAUCCCCUGGCUGCUCGGCACCUUCUGCGGGCUCUGCCAGAGCGACAGCUCAGCGGCCAGGGAGGUGCUGCUCAACUUGCUCUUCGCCCUGCUGCUGGAUCUGGUGCUGGUGGCCGUGGUGAAGGGGCUGGUGAAGCGGCGGCGGCCCACCCACAACAAGAUGGACAUGUUCGUCACCAUCUCGGUGGACAAGUACUCCUUCCCCUCCGGCCACGCCACCAGAGCCGCCCUCGUCUGCCGCUUCGUGCUGCGCCACCUGGUGCUCGCCGUGCCGCUGCGGGUCCUGGUGGUGCUCUGGGCGCUCAUCGUCAGCGUCUCCAGGGUGAUGCUGGGCAGGCACAACAUGACGGAUGUGCUCUUCGGGCUGCUGCUGGGCUACGCCCUGUACAGCGUGGUGGAGUACUGCUGGCUGUCCCCGCUCAGCGCCCCGGCCCUCUUUGCGCUCUGGGGCCAUUGACGGCCGGGUCCCUCCGCAGGGGGGCGGCGUGCG
Molecule: messenger RNA, 1084 nt
Organism: Dryobates pubescens (Downy woodpecker)
Lineage: Eukaryota; Metazoa; Chordata; Aves; Piciformes; Picidae
Gene: PLPP6
Product: phospholipid phosphatase 6
Exons: 2
Coding region: 266-1051 (261 amino acids)
Molecular function (GO): sphingosine-1-phosphate phosphatase activity
Source: RefSeq, a predicted model, not a curated record